Carcharodon carcharias (great white shark) is the source of this 4485-nucleotide messenger RNA. RefSeq names its product sarcoplasmic/endoplasmic reticulum calcium ATPase 2. The coding region runs from base 501 to 3632 and encodes 1043 amino acids. The transcript is spliced from 20 exons. Gene Ontology annotation, cellular component: membrane. Gene Ontology annotation, molecular function: ATP hydrolysis activity; ATP binding; P-type calcium transporter activity. Gene Ontology annotation, biological process: calcium ion transmembrane transport; intracellular calcium ion homeostasis. The record is from RefSeq and is a predicted model, not a curated record. Lineage: Eukaryota; Metazoa; Chordata; Chondrichthyes; Lamniformes; Lamnidae.
GCCGCUGGGCUGCUCGCUCACAUUCAUUCAGCUGAGCGAAGGCGCAGCGCCUUGGUGCCGGCUUCAUCAGAGCCACCAACAAACUCGGUUCCCGUGUCGCAGUCUCUGCGGUUCUCCUUCCCGUACAUCCAACCUUUCACACAGUAGGGGAGGGAGAGGAGGAGAGGGAAAAAUACACACACACAUAUUUAUAUAUAUAUGUCCAAAAAAAAAGAACCAAGGACAUUGAUUUCUGUUUGAAUUAUAUUCACAGAGAGGGGGAAGGGAAAAAAAAAGCCAGAGAUUGGGAGUGUUUUUUAAAAAAAAAUCAUUUAUAAUUUAGUUUUUUUUUGAAAGAAAAGGUAGAAAACCCCGGUAGAAGUGGUUGACCCGAACCUUCCCGCUUGUCUUUCUCCUCUCCUGUGUCAGCUUGUUUCUGGUGAGGAAGGAACCCUCCCUCCCUCCCUCCCUCCGCGGACAAGAAACCGCAACACUGAAGGAAGGAAACCUGGAGUGAAACCAUGGAGAACGCGCACAUCAAGACCGUGGAUGAAGUUCUCGCCUAUUUUAACGCCAAUGAGACAACGGGUCUUAGUUUGGAGCAAGUCAAGAAACACAAGGAGAGAUGGGGACCGAAUGAACUGCCAGCAGAAGAAGGCAAAUCUUUAUGGGAACUUGUGAUAGAACAAUUUGAAGAUUUAUUGGUCAGAAUUCUACUCUUGGCAGCUUGUAUAUCAUUUGUUCUGGCCUGGUUUGAAGAAGGUGAAGAAACUGUAACUGCCUUUGUGGAGCCUUUCGUAAUAUUAUUAAUUCUAAUAGCAAAUGCUAUCGUGGGUGUUUGGCAGGAAAGGAAUGCAGAAAAUGCCAUUGAAGCCCUUAAAGAAUAUGAGCCUGAAAUGGGGAAGGUUUAUCGACAAGACAGAAAGAGUGUACAGAGGAUCAAGGCCAGAGAGAUUGUCCCUGGAGACAUAGUAGAAGUGGCAGUUGGGGACAAGGUUCCGGCUGAUAUCAGGCUGACUUCAAUUAAAUCAACAACCCUACGUAUAGAUCAAUCUAUUCUUACAGGUGAAUCUGUAUCAAUCAUCAAACACACCGACCCAGUACCUGACCCUCGUGCUGUGAAUCAGGAUAAAAAGAACAUGCUUUUUUCUGGUACGAAUGUUGCAGCUGGUAGAGCAAUUGGAGUUACCAUUGCCACUGGUACAAGCACAGAAAUUGGCAAAAUCCGUGAUGAAAUGGCAGCAACUGAACAGGAGAGGACUCCGCUUCAACAGAAGCUUGAUGAGUUUGGUGAACAGCUCUCCAAGGUUAUUUCACUCAUCUGUAUUGCUGUCUGGAUCAUAAACAUUGGCCACUUCAAUGACCCUGUGCAUGGUGGCUCCUGGAUCCGAGGUGCCAUCUAUUACUUUAAAAUUGCAGUUGCUCUGGCUGUGGCCGCGAUUCCUGAGGGUUUGCCAGCUGUUAUUACUACCUGUCUGGCCCUUGGCACCAGACGUAUGGCAAAGAAGAAUGCCAUUGUGCGGAGUCUGCCAUCUGUUGAAACAUUGGGUUGUACUUCUGUUAUCUGCUCUGACAAAACUGGUACUCUUACUACAAACCAGAUGUCUGUCUGCCGGAUGUUCAUUGUUGACAAAGUUGAAGGUGAACAGUGUUCUCUGAAGGAGUUUUCAGUAAGUGGCUCCACCUAUAACCCUGAGGGACAAAUAGAAUUGGAUAACAAAAUAGUGAAGUGUUCUGAUUACGAUGGCCUUAUUGAACUGGCAACUAUCUGUGCACUUUGCAAUGAUUCUUCUUUGGAUUAUAAUGAGACUAAAGGCGUGUAUGAGAAGGUUGGGGAAGCCACAGAGACUGCCCUUUGUUGCUUGACUGAAAAAAUGAAUGUGUUUGACACAGAUGUGAAGAAUCUAACCAAGAUUGAGCGUGCCAAUGCUUGCUGUACUGUCAUCAAGCAAUUAAUGAAGAAAGAGUUCACUUUAGAGUUCUCUAGAGACCGGAAAUCGAUGUCUGUGUACUGUUCCCCUAACAAACCCACUCGUUCAUCUAUUGGCAAUAAGAUGUUCAUUAAGGGCGCUCCUGAGGGUGUGAUUGAUAGGUGCUCGUAUGUUCGUAUUGGAACCAGUAAAGUACCCCUCUCAACACCUAUCAAAGAGAAAAUUUUGACUGUUAUCAAAGAAUGGGGUACUGGGAGGGACACAUUGCGCUGCUUGGCACUGGCUACACAUGAUAAUCCAUUCAGAAAGGAAGAUAUGAAUCUGGAAGAAUCAUCAAACUUCAUUAACUAUGAGGUUGGCCUGACAUUUGUUGGGUGUGUUGGUAUGCUUGAUCCACCACGAACAGAGGUAGCUGCUUCAAUCAAGAUGUGUAGACAUGCUGGCAUCCGUGUAAUCAUGAUCACCGGCGAUAAUAAGGGCACCGCUGUAGCCAUUUGCCGUCGUAUUGGUAUCUUUGGAGAACGGGAAGAUGUCACUAAAAAAGCGUUCACUGGCCGUGAGUUUGAUGAACUUCCCCCAGCAGAACAGAGAGAAGCUUGCUUGACUGCUCGCUGCUUUGCUCGUGUAGAACCAUCCCACAAAUCUAAGAUCGUGGAGUUUUUGCAAGCGUUUGAUGAAAUCACAGCCAUGACUGGUGAUGGUGUGAACGAUGCUCCUGCUCUAAAGAAGGCAGAAAUUGGAAUUGCCAUGGGAUCUGGUACUGCUGUAGCAAAAUCUGCCUCGGAAAUGGUCCUGGCUGAUGACAACUUCUCCACAAUUGUAGCAGCAGUGGAGGAAGGCCGUGCUAUCUAUAACAAUAUGAAACAAUUUAUUCGCUACCUCAUCUCUUCCAAUGUUGGAGAAGUAGUCUGCAUUUUCCUUACAGCAGCUUUAGGCUUUCCUGAGGCUUUGAUCCCUGUACAGCUCCUGUGGGUGAACCUGGUGACAGAUGGACUGCCAGCCACAGCACUAGGCUUCAAUCCACCUGAUCUGGACAUCAUGGACAAACCACCUCGCAGUCCUAAGGAACCCUUGAUCAGCGGCUGGCUCUUCUUCCGUUAUAUGGCUAUUGGAUGUUAUGUAGGAGCUGCUACAGUUGGUGCUGCUGCUUGGUGGUUCAUAGCUGCUGAAGAUGGACCCAGAAUUACUUACUACCAGCUGAGCCAUUUCCUACAGUGCAACCCAGAGAACCCAGAUUUUGAAGAUGUUGACUGUGAAAUAUUUGAAUCUCCUUAUCCCAUGACUAUGGCACUCUCUGUCCUGGUGACCAUUGAGAUGUGUAAUGCUCUUAACAGUUUAUCAGAGAACCAGUCAUUGUUGAAGAUGCCACCUUGGGAAAACGUUUGGUUAUUGGGUUCAAUCUGUCUGUCGAUGUCUCUUCACUUCCUCAUUUUAUAUGUGGAGCCACUACCGCUCAUUUUCCAAAUUACACCGUUAGAUGUAACACAGUGGCUGAUGGUGCUGAAAAUCUCUCUACCUGUCAUUCUGCUGGAUGAGACACUCAAAUUUAUUGCUCGUAACUACCUUGAACCGGGUAAAGAGUAUACUCUGCCUAGUGACAAACUGUGUGGUUUCUCAGCAUGUACAGAGGGGAUUUCCUGGCCUUUUGUGCUCAUUUCUGUGCCCCUGGUUUUCUGGCUUUACAGUACAGACACAAAUUUUGCUGAAAUGUUCUGGUCUUGACUGACAUAGAGCUGUCGUUGGCAUAGUGAAGACAUGGCAUUUGAUUAACUUCGACCAAAAUUUUUAUCAUUUAAACACUUGAUUCCAAGAGUCUGUUUCUGCUGAAUUUCAUAUGAACCCAUGUAUGGAUGAAGUUAAUAUUUUUUUCCUGAACUCUAGAAUGAAACAGGAUUGAUUUUUACACAAUUAAAAAAAAACUCUUUAAAAAAAACUGUGCAUUGGCGUGUACAGAGAUUAAUACUAUUUUCUGCAAUAUUUUGUUUUUGUAGAUGAAACGGCAUGUACAGAUGUGUUCUGUUUACUAAUUUGUUCAUCUUUUGUGUAUAAAUUGAGAACCAAUGAGCUGACGGGUGUAUUUUUUGGCUAAAGAAAUGGAUUACUAGAGAAUGUUGAAUUCUUUGGAAAUUUAAAAAAAAAUUGCAUGGUGUGUCACCGCAUGGCUACUUUGGUUGGGUUCUAUUUUAGACUUUAUUUUGUGCCUUCUGUCAAAUGGUUUUUAGUUCAGAACUCCUUAUUUUCUGCACUCAGCAGAACAUUGCUACCUCAACCAGCUUUUUAGUUCAGUUUCCUGUAAUCAUUUCUGUAUUCUUAACUGUCAUGUUUACAGUUCAACCUUGUUUGAGGUAUGCUAAUUACUGCCUGUGCAGAACACUCUCUUUUCCCCUGCCAACACCCCAUAUUCCUGUUUUUCUCCAAUAAGUUUAAAUGGUAUUUAUUUAAAUUACUGAUUUGUAUUUUGUUGUAACAGUCUUGAUGGGAUUCUUUACUCUUUUUUUUUGCCAGUUCACAUUGGAUGUUCUACGUCAGGGGUUAAUUCACAUGAAUCAAAAAUAAAAUGUUUUAGACUAACAGA